Molecule: messenger RNA, 1306 nt
Organism: Daktulosphaira vitifoliae (grape phylloxera)
Lineage: Eukaryota; Metazoa; Arthropoda; Insecta; Hemiptera; Phylloxeridae
Product: E3 SUMO-protein ligase ZBED1-like
Exons: 1
Coding region: 1-1155 (384 amino acids)
Molecular function (GO): protein dimerization activity
Source: RefSeq, a predicted model, not a curated record
AUGACUUUUAAUAAUUGGGAAAUUGACCAAAAAGUUACAGCAGUAGUUACCGACAAUGCAAAAAAUGUGUUGAAUGCAGUUAAUUUACUGGAUAACAUUACAGAAAAGAAUGAUAUAACAUGUGCUGCACAUACAUUACAACUUGCUGUCAAUAAUGCCCUAAAAUAUGAUAAAAUAAAUAAUUUAAUUCAAUUAUGUAGUAAAAUCGUUUGUCAUUUUAAGCAUUCAAAUUUAGCUAGUCAAUAUUUAAAAGAUAAGCAAGAACAAUUAGGUAUGCCAACAGAAAGUUUAAUUCAAAGUUGUAAAACCAGAUUGAAUUCAAUAUUUAUGAUGCUUGAUCGAAUUUAUAAAAAUAGGUGCCCAAUUUCAAAUGUUCUUGCUGAUCGUUCGUUAACUACAGAGGAGAUGGCACACAAAUUUGAAGUAUCAGAGCACCAAUGGACAAAUGUAGAAACACUAAUAAAAUUGCUUAAGCCUCUACAAAUUAUGACCACUGUGUUUUGUGGGGAUAAAUAUUGUUCUAGUUCAAUGGUGAGGCCGCUUCUAAACGCAGUUAUAAAAAAGCAUUUAAAGCAUAAUAUAAGUGAUGACGAAAUAGCUGAAAAUUUUAAAACCAAUGUAAUAAGAGAACUUUCAGACCAUUUUAAAUUACUGUGGACUCCUUCUAGUGUGGUAUCUGCUAGACAAAUAGCGUCUUUCCUCGACCCAAGGUUCAAGGACUUAAAGCAUGAAACAGUUGAUGCAAGAGAGGAAAUUCGAACACAGGUUAAAAAUUUGAUAAAAGAAAUGGCUGAAUUUAAUAGGGAUGUGCAAAUUGAAAUACCUGUAACUAAACAUCACGGUGCUCUUGAAUAUCUGUUCAGUGAUGAAGUAAACUGUAAUAUAGCUGAUUCUGACAUUCAGUAUCAAAAUUAUUUAGCAGAACCACAGUUAAAAUUUGAUUUUGAUGCACUAGAAUGGUGGAAGACACGUACAUCAAAAUAUCCACUAAUUGUUGCUCUGGCAAUGAAAUAUUUAGGGAUACCAGCAACGUCAGUUAGUUCUGAAAGAUGUUUCUCAACCGCUGGAAACAUAGUGACGGCCAAGAAAAGUUUUUUGGCGCCUGAGACUGUAAACAUGCUGAUUUUUCUUUACCAAAACAAACAAUUGUUAUAAAUUCCUAGAUUGUGAGUGAUUACUUUAUUAUUUAUUUGCUAAUUUUUUGUAAUAUAUGCAUCUACUGCUUGUACAUUAAUUUGAUAUUAUUAUUGUUAUUUUUUUAAUUAAUUGAUUAAUUUAUAAAUAUAUAAGUACAUGUUUAUUAUUA